AUGGCCACCAUAGAUACAUCACCAUGUGAGACUCAACUGUUCUGUAGUGAGACUCAACUGUCAUGUAGUGAGACUCAACUGUCCUGUAGUGAGACUCAACUGUCCUGUAGUGAGACUCAACUGUCCUCUAGUGAGACUCAACUGUCCUCUAGUGAGACUCAACUGUCCUCUAGUGAGACUCAACUGUCCUCUAGUGAGACUCAACUGUCCUCUAGUGAGACUCAACUGUCCUCUAGUGAGACUCAACUGUCCUCUAGUGAGACUCAACUGUCCUGUAGUGAGACUCAACUGUCCUCUAGUGAGACUCAACUGUCCUCUAGUGAGACUCAACUGUCAUGUAGUGAGACUCAACUGUCCUGUAGUGAGACUCAACUGUCAUGUAGUGAGACUCAACUGUCCUCUAGUGAGACUCAACUGUCCUGUAGUGAGACUCAACUGUCCUCUAGUGAGACUCAACUGUCCUGUAGUGAGACUCAACUGUCCUGUAGUGAGACUCAACUGUCCUCUAGUGAGACUCAACUGUCCUCUAGUGAGACUCAACUGUCCUCUAGUGAGACUCAACUGUCCUCUAGUGAGACUCAACUGUCCUUUAAUUGA
Molecule: messenger RNA, 597 nt
Organism: Dreissena polymorpha
Lineage: Eukaryota; Metazoa; Mollusca; Bivalvia; Myida; Dreissenidae
Exons: 3
Coding region: 1-597 (198 amino acids)
Source: RefSeq, a predicted model, not a curated record